UGUAACAUGAGGUUCAUGUAAGUUUAUAGCAGUUCAUAUGCAAACCACCUCUCAGUACAGUUAACUUCCAAACAGUAUUUAGCUUGCAAUGAAAUACCUAAAUGUGAACCAUACUUAAAACUGAAAUAUGUGCUAGAAUACUUUGAGGUCGUCAGCUUUUACUAAGUUACUUUUAUUAACCUAAGGAGUUUACCAGAACAAAGGAUGUGUCAAGCUGAAUAGUUUGCAAAGGAGGUACUUCAGAUGUUUUAGACUACAAGUCAGUAAACUUUGCUUAUGCAGCUGGCUCCAUUCAUUCUCUGAAGCCAAUCAUUUCCCCUGUGGUGGCUGAUAAGAAUUUAACGGCUUGAGAAGGUGGAGUGUCAGCAUCCUUAGUGCUAAACACAUUCCCAGGCAUAUCAGUAGCCUCUGUCCAUCACCCAUGCUGGAAGCUAUUUGGAAAAGGAGAAAUAGAAAUCAGGGAGGGGAAAUCAUGCAUCAUCAUCCUGGCUGGAAUGUACAGAAGACUUUAUGCUGUUUUCAUCAUGUGGAUUCACUAGAGAAAUGACCACCUUUGAUCAGCCAAGUAAAAUAAAAAACUUGUUUAUUUGCUGCCUGUGCACCCCACGGGUGCUGAGGCUCUGGACUUGCAGGCGCCCAAGGACAAGGAGGAAUCUGCUAGUGGGCACCGCAUGUGUGAUCUACCUGGGAUUCCUCAUCAGUCAAGUGGGUCAUGUUUUACCCCAGCACAAAGGAGGACAUCAAAAGAUCAGUUCCAGAAGUCUCCAAGAUGCAGCCCAAACUCCUCUUCUGGGCAUCCCACUGGAUGGCACCCUGUCACCACCCAAUUUCCAGGAACCCCAGCUUGGUAGCAAUGGGACCUUGCUGCCACCCAAUGUAGUUUAUAUCACCCUGCGGUCCAAGCGCAGCAAGCCUGCCAAUAUCAGAGGAACAGUGAAGCCAAAGCGCAGGAAGAAACAUGCAACCCCUUUGUCCUACGGGCAGCGCUUUCCAAAAGCCACUUUUAUGAGCCGGGAAGAGGCCUUUGCCCAACAGCCAGGGAGGGCAACGCAUGCCACAGGCACAAUGGGAGCAGCAAUAGCUCUGGAGGCAAGAAAGCAUCAGCUGGAUGAAGACAGGCAUAAAGGAAUGGCAGUCAGGGAGAGAGGUCACUGGAGACCUGGGGGGAUUUCUGGAGCUAUAAAGGCACAGCCCCAGCCUGAGGAAAGCAAUAUCAGGAUUUACAGUGAGAGCUCUCCCUCUUGGCUGAGCAAAGACGACAUCCUAAACAUGCGCAUGCUGGCAGAUUCUCAGAUAGAGAGCAUCCAAGAAGUACCUUCUCACAAAGCAGCCCUGGUAGUAUUUGCGAGAGGUCCCAGCACCACAGGAGCUGCUUGUAAUCAGGGACGCUGUGGCAUCGUCAAAAGACCCCUCGAUAUGAGCGAGGUGUUUGCCUUUCAUUUGGAUAGGAUCUUGGGGCUAAACAGGAGCUUACCUUCUGUAAGCAGGAGAUCGGAGUUCUUCCAAGAUGGUCAAGCCUGUCCUGUUAUUCUCUGGGAUUCCUCACUGAGUCCAACAGAUGAUAAUACCCAUUCAUCAGUGAGAUUAACCUGGGGGCAAUAUCAGCAGCUAUUGAAGCAGAAAUGCUGGCAGAAUGGUAAAGUUCCCAAAGCUGAGUGGGGCUGUACUGAAAUCCAUCAUCAUGAGUGGUCCAAGAUGGCACUCUUUGAUUUUCUUCUGCAGAUCUAUAAUCGACUAGACAGAAACUGCUGUGGAUUCAAACCUCUCAAGGAGGAUUCCUGCAUGCAGCAAGGACUGAAGCCGAAAUGCAGUGAUCAGGAUGCUGUUGACCUGACACACAUAGUUCAGAGAAGGCGUGACCGAAGGCACUUGGCCUUUAUAGACAAUAAGGGUUUCUUUGACAGAAACGAGGACAAUCUUGACUUCAAAAUACUACAAGGAAUCAAUGAAUUCCCUGAAUCUGCAGUUUCAGUGCUGAGGAGCCAGCGUUUACGUGAGAAGUUGCUUCAGUCUUUGUUCCUUGACAAAAUAUACUGGGAGAGCCAAGGAGGCAGAAAAGGAAUUGAAAAGCUUAUUGAUGUAAUAGAAAGGAGGUCCAAAAUUCUUCUUACUUACAUAAAUGCACAUGGAGCCAAAGUAUUGCCCAUGAAUGAAUGAAGCAGUCUUGUUUCUAUCUGAGAGAUAGUCUUCAAAAAAUAUGUAUGAGGCAAAAACUGACAGUAAAAUUGAUUUAAUUCAUAAUAAAAUACUUCAGGCUUAUUUAAUUUUUAUUUUUUCCCAACUUUCAAGUUUAUUUUUAAAUAAGAAAUCUUACAUGGUUUAAAAGCAACAUUUAAAUGUCAGCUGCAGCUCAACACAGUGCAGUCUAUUCUAUGUCACCAGUGAAAUGAAAUGAAAAACAACCAAAUGGUACAAUAAAUAAUGUAGUAAUGUGUAGGUACCAUGAACACUCCUUCUGUUAAACUGUUUGAAAAUUAGCAACAGGAUUUUCAGUACAUUAGGCUGGAUUACUCUUACUUCCCUCACUGAAGUCAGUAAAAACUUUAUUGCAAAUUUAAAUGGGAACAGAGAUUUGUAAGCACUUAAUACAUUGAUGAAAACUGUCAUCGCAUCUACCUGUUGAAACAUAUCUACCAUGGGAAUUUGUUUUGUUGCUUAUGAAUACUAAAAGGCCGCCAUUUCUAAGGGCUUCUUUUGGUUCAUUUUAUUUUGAUCUUUUGAAAUCUGAGGACUAAAUUCAGCUCUUUUAAAUGCAGAGGUGUUUGUACUGGACAUGAGGGAAAUUUAAAAACAGAGUGAGGAGAACAUGGGUUUAACAUAAUAAUUAAUUUGACAAAUCCAGUUUCCACCUCUCCAGUAUGGAGUACAAUUCGUCAUGAGUCACUUGUUACAAUGUACUAUUUUCAGUACAGCUUGUUUUGAUGUGUGGGUGGAUGAUCUGAUACUUUCUGUCUAUUGGUUAACUCGGUGUUACUCACAGAAUUGUCCUUUAUUACCACUUUUUAAAAAAGAAAUUCAGCUUUAGCUUUGUAUGAAUAUGCUGCUAAAUAAGUGAACAUGUUUUGGUUUUGCAAUAUGCUUGACAAUAUUUUUUUAGAAUAUUAUCAAAAAGCAGACCUACUAAGGACGUGAGUGUUGUCAAACUCGGCACAGAAGAUGUUUGUGCUGCGUGCUUAGCUCUAGCCAGCAAUUCAGGCUCUGGUUUUCCAUUAAGAUUGACCACUGUGGGGUGAUGAUUCUAGCUGAUGGCUCGCCCCAAGUAUUCCCACAGGUAAGGUUGUUAGAGAAGGUUGAAUAUGCACUUUGGAUUCUUAACCUUCAUCUGCUCCAGAAAUAAAAUAUCAACUGAUAUAGUCUAUCAUGACAUAUACCUUCUACCUAUCUGUUUAGAAAGACUCUUACUAUCUUUCCAGAGAAAUAUCUAUUAUCUUCUUGCCAUGAGAUAAUGGCAGAAGUUGAAUACUUUCAUAGCUACUCAUGUCUUUAUGUAUAGUAAAAAAAUAUAGAGUGUAUAAGAUUUUAAAAUAUUUUUGAAAGUGCUUGUGUAAUGGUAUGAGAAGCUAAAAUGUUUCAUGUUGAUGUUAAUGUGGAUGGGUGAAUUUAAUGUUUUAAAUAACUACAAUUCCACUGCAGCUAAAACAGAUUUUCUUUCUUAGUAUCAGAACAGCUAUUAACAAUAAUUGCAUUACUGGAAGAAAUAGAUCUAGUUAUAGGCAGAGUUAAAGAUACAUAGUAAAAUUUUAAGAGCUUGGCCAUCUAAAUAAUCUUUUAUUUUAUUCUGUCAGCAAAGGGCAGACAAAUUUGUAAAAACUUCCUAGAACUUAACUAUUGCCUUGAGAGGACACAUUUUAGGGUGCCUUGGACUUUUUAAUAGCACCAAAGUGGAAUUUUACAGGAUUUUCAUAUUAUCCCUUUCUUAAAAUGUUGUAAAUUAUUAGCUGGGUAAUUUCUAUCACAGAAACAAAAAUAUUACUGUAGCUUGCACUGUGAACAGAGCCUAGAGAAAGAAAUAAUCCUCUGGAUCCAUUUCACAUGGAAUUCCUGUUGCAGUAAAUUCCACUCCUUGAUGACCAUUAUGAUCAAUUUGUCUCAUUUUCUAGCCUAUCUCACAGUUUUCUUCCUGCUAGAUACCUGUUCAAAUGGAUUAUCACACACUGCUGUGAGUGAGAGAAAGGCAUGACUCUCAGCUGCACUGAACUUAGAAGAGGGCCAAGUGGAGAUACAAGAGUGUACCUGAUCAUGAACAAAAGUCCCAUAAGAACUCUGUCUUCUAGCUUCUCCUCUUCUGUCUUUAGACUGCACAUCCUGAUGCCAAGUCAUUUCCCCACAUUGCCCAGUUGUAUUUUUUUCCAGAAUUGACUCAUUUCCCAAGAAGAGAAAGAAAUCAGAAGUCAGGAUUUUUUUAUCUUUCCAGGUUAGGUCAUUUAUUUUUAUGGUGAUAACUUGGUGCAUUCUUCUCCAUUUCUUCUGGACAUGGACUAGUGUUUCCUUGAGCAUGAUGCAUGCUUUUUUAUUUGCCUGGCAGUUCAGUGCCAGCUCUUAAAGGAGCAAUGUAUUUGCCAACUAGUAAGUAAUUGCCCUGAAGCUGACCUGGAGCACUGUGUCUCAGUAGUCCUGAGUUUAGGAGGUCCAAGUAGUCAUGAUGCUGUGCAGUACUUAAAAAUUUGACCAAGCAUGAAAAGCAUAACUGUAAAGAGCAGAUUUUCUGGAGACAAAUCCUGCAGAUGAAUGCCCUUAGGAAAUGAAUGCUGUUUUUUACUAGACAUUUUUGAUGGCAGAGGCAUACAGAUGAAGUUGUCAUUAGAGCUAAUCUGCAUGGUGAAACAAUAGUUAGAUUUACAUAGAAAGUGCAAGGGGAAGAAUAGGUGUAUCUCCCCGUGCUGUCCAGUAUGGACCAGACAGGCACAUGAAGGCACUGUCUUCUCACAACUGCUGCAGGGACCAGUGAGUCCAGAGCGAAUGGCCAAGGCAGACUGAGCUGUGCCAUUGCUGCACACAUUACACUUUCGAAGGGCAAAGAAACAAUUCUUUCUCUGAAAGUCUGAAUUUGGGUCUAGGGCAAGGUGUUCUGCAGCCUGCUCUCACCUUGCAAUGGUGCCUUAGCAUUGCACUGCGCGUAGCUGGAGGCCUUGCUUUCUAUGCUGUGUUAACAUGCCAUAUUUCUUAUGUGUACAAACACUCUCAUAGGCUUCAGGGAAGUCAGGAGAGGCUUUAUGAGCUUGAGCAGUGGGACUGGACUGUAAAUUGCUUCUAAUUCUCUAAUGUUGAUAACAAACUCUGGAAGAUGCCUUUUCUCCAUAAUGUUUAUCCUGUUGCUGUGGAGCUUGGUACUUGAAUCCAGUAUUGUUAAUCAUACAAAGUAUGAUUGCGGUAGUGCUUAUGAGUACAUACUAGCCCAGUUCUAGAGUUUUUUUACAAAAAUGAGGAAUUCUGUAUUUUUGAGUGCAUUUGCAUAAAUGCUCCAGUAAAAAAUACAAAAGAAGCACUUUGCAGAACUUGUUUAUUCACUGCUAGUACAUUCAAUAUAUCUGCUCUCCCUUCAGUAACAGGAGUAAAGUUUAUUCGGAAAUCAGUCCACUUCCUUUUAAGACAGCAUGACGUUGGACUGACUGACAUUCCUGCACUGGAGCCUAAGUAAUAUUAACCAAUAGGAAAAAACCCAAAGAAGACUUACUCUACCUAUGGUGGUGAUGGACAGAAAGCCAAGAAACUGUGUUUUAGUCAUCUUUGCUGGGCUGUCUUCCAUUUAUGGGCAUAUGGGAUCAGACAAAGAUUCAUGUUGCACAUUACUCAGAAGGGCGUAACCAACGGCAACAGUCCAAAACCUGUGGGUGGGAAAAGACGAUUAUGUCAUUCUUGAAUCUGCCUGAAAGGCAGAACCACAUGAAAUGGAAUUACUAAGAAAGUCAAGAGAGUUUGGUGAUUUCAUAACAUUGGAAGACAGAGUUAAAAAUAAAUAGCACAGGCACAGAUGCCUUAAAAAUCCUCGGGAGCCUGCCAGCAAGUUAAUAAUCUUAAAUGUUUCAGAAGCUGAGGACAUGAAAACUUUUGUGGAGCACUGUGAGAGCAGUUUCCUUCUUUUUUUGUGGGUGUAUUCUAUAAUGCACUAUAUUAAAGAAAGAUAAAUUCCAUGGUUUCAAAUGAGCAAAUACAGAUUUAGGGUACAUUAAGGGACAAGCUUCCAGUAGCAAUUCUGGGAACACUUUCAUGCAUGUGUGAGUAUGCGAACACAAACAUACAUGUAUAUGUAUAUAUACUUUGGCUUGUUUCUAUAAAAUGGUCACUUUGGCUAAUAAAGAGUUGUUUAUACAAUUUGCUGUUUACAUGUAGAAUUGUAUUUGUGAGUAUAAGUCCAAUUUCGGGUAUACACAAGUUGAAGUUUAAACAAAACUUUAUUAUGGAUGAAACUUUUGUUCUCAAAGGAUUAACUCUUCCCUUGCUAACACAUUUAUAUAAUCUUAAAAGUUUUCUACUUACAAUUGUAGAGAAAAACAGCAAUAUGUUUGUAUCUAUCUGAGCUAAACUGCCAGUGAUAUCAACUCAGAUGUUUUUAUUGAGUUUUAUAUUAGAUAUUGAAUUUCCAUUUUCUUUUGGAAUUUGUGCAUUUUAAAAGUCAAUUUAUUUGUCCUUUUAUUAGUAACAGUAAAAGUGUUAUCACAAGUAAUGAAUUGUUUGAAUAUCUGCUGCUAUUGUCAUAUAAUGUCCAGGAAUAUAUAAAAUAAAAUAAUAUCUUAAUCAGA
Molecule: messenger RNA, 6740 nt
Organism: Harpia harpyja (harpy eagle)
Lineage: Eukaryota; Metazoa; Chordata; Aves; Accipitriformes; Accipitridae
Gene: GASK1B
Product: golgi associated kinase 1B
Exons: 5
Coding region: 511-2157 (548 amino acids)
Cellular component (GO): Golgi apparatus
Source: RefSeq, a predicted model, not a curated record